CGCGGAAAUGUUCAAAACAGAACAACUAAAAGCUUUGGUCAACGAGCGCCUGAAGGCAGCUGCGGAGGAAAUAUUCAGCCUGUUUGAACAAACUAUUAAGGACUAUGAGGACGAAGUUUUCCGCUCAAAACAGCAGAUCGACAAACAACGCAGGCGUGCGGGGUGGAAAGCCCCCGUGCAGCUCUCUGUGCGGGAAGAGGACAUCCCUUCUGAACAGGAGCCCUGUGAGAAGAAGACUGGCCCGGGUGAGGAAGAACAGGAGCCCCUGCAUAUUAAAGAGGAACAGGAGGACGAACUGUGGGCUGCUCAGGCAGGCGAAAAGCAGGAGGAGGCUGAUACCAAAGAGACUAUGUUCAAUAUAAUUUAUGUGCAGAGAAGCAAUGAAGAUGGAAGACAGUCACCAUAUCAAAACCAAGAAGUUGAAAAUAAAGGGGACCCUUUGCCCAGCAGCUCAUCUGAACAUUUGACAGCAGAACCUGACAGAGAAGGGGCGUCAGAGCCAACCAGUGACUGUCAGAUGAGUGGAGACAGUGAUGAUGAAUGGACACACAGUGGGGGACUUCACUCAGGUAUUAAGAAACCACAGCGAGCUGGUGAGACACUAGACAGACCGUACACCUGCAGCGUUUGCAACAAGAAUUUCAGGAUUAAAUCCAUUCUGACUCGCCACAUGAAGACACACACAGGAGAAAAACCUUACAGCUGCAGUGUUUGUGGCAAAAGCUUCAUCCAGCGCUCCUAUCUGCAGACUCACAUGAACUCUCACUCUGGUCAGAAACCGUACACGUGUAAUUUCUGUGGCAGAGGAUUCACACAGGUUGGAAACAUGAACGCUCACAUACGAAUCCACACGGGAGAGAAACCUCACAGCUGUGCUGACUGUGGUAAAAGUUUUAGAGAGAAAGCAGACCUUGUCAAGCACACAAUAAUACACACUGGCGAGAAACCAUACACUUGCACUGUAUGUAAUAUGAAAUUCAGCGCUCAGUCCAAUCUAACACGCCACAUGAAGACUCAUUCAGGGGAGAGGCCGUAUAGUUGUGCUGCUUGUGGGAAAAGAUUCAUUCGUCGAUCCCAUUUAAUCAUUCAUAUGAAGACUCAUGCAGGAGACAACUCAUGAAACAAAGCGAAAAUUAUACCUGGUAUUUAUUUGAUAAUUUCCAGUGUAGAGCAAUUCAAUGCUCCACUCUACAAACACAUAAUCAUCUUUCAGUUUGUUACAGUGGACAUGGACUCGCAUUAGAGGAGUAAAGUGAAUAACAAAAACCUCUUUCCUCAGAAUCAUCAUGUUUCAUUCUGCUUGUAGUAAUUCUUCAGUUUGUUAGUAGAUGCUCUUUGUGCUUUUAUUGGAUGAUGAGUUUUCAAUUACGCAACUGUUUAAAAACUCCUUUAAAAUGUUGAU
This is a messenger RNA of Seriola dumerili (greater amberjack), 1402 nucleotides long. RefSeq names its product zinc finger and SCAN domain-containing protein 2-like. Gene Ontology annotation, biological process: regulation of transcription by RNA polymerase II. The record is from RefSeq and is a predicted model, not a curated record. Gene Ontology annotation, cellular component: nucleus. The transcript is spliced from 2 exons. Gene Ontology annotation, molecular function: RNA polymerase II cis-regulatory region sequence-specific DNA binding; DNA-binding transcription activator activity, RNA polymerase II-specific. NCBI's taxonomy places the organism in Eukaryota, Metazoa, Chordata, Actinopteri, Carangiformes, Carangidae. The coding region runs from base 8 to 1120 and encodes 370 amino acids.